AUGCAAAGUAUUCUUACAGAACAUGACACAGAGGAACCUCCUAAGACAGACAAACCUUUUAAGAGGGAGGAGCAUCUAAAAACAGAGGUACCUCCAAAGAAAGAAGAAUUUCCUAAGAGAGACGAGCAAUCAAAGACAGAUAAAUGGGAGGCAGACCAACUUUCAAAGAGAGGAGAACCUUCUCAGACAGAAGAAUCUCUGAAAACAGAUGCAUUACCAAGGAAAGAGGAACCUCCUGAGCCAGAUAAACCUUCUAAAAAGGAAUCUCUGAAAACAGAGGAAUCAACAAAGAAAGAGGAACCUCCUGAGACAGAUAAACCUUCUAAGAGUGAGGAUCAUCUAAAUACAGAGGUACCUCCAAAGAAAGAAGAACUUCCUAAGUUAAAGGAGCAAUCAAAGACAGAUGAAUCUUCAGAGGCAGGCCAACUUUCAAAGAAAGAUGAACUUUCAAAGACAGAAGAACCUUCUAUGACAGAAAAACCUUCUAAGACAGAAGAACCUCUGAAAACAGAGGAACCUCCAAAGAAAGAGCAACCUCCUAAGACAGACAAACCUUCUAAGAGUGAGGAGCAUCUAAAUACAGAGAAGGAUGAACAUUCUAAGACAGAAGAAUUUCUGAAAACAGAGGAAUCACCAAAGAAAGAGGAACUUUCCAAGAAAGACAAACCUUCUAAGAAGGAAUCUCUGAAAACAGAUGCAUUACCAAGGAAAGAGGAACCUCCUGAGACAGAUAAACCUGCUAAGAGUGAGGAUCAUCUAAAUACAGAGGUACCUCCAAAGAAAGAAGAACUUCCUAAGUUAAAGGAGCAAUCAAAGACAGAUGAAUCUUCAGAGGCAGGCCAACUUUCAAAGAAAGAUGAACUUUCAAAGACAGAAGAACCUUCUAAGACAGAAAAACCUUCUAAGACAGAAGAACCUCUGAAAACAGAGGAACCUCCAAAGAAAGAGCAACCUCCUAAGACAGACAAACCUUCUAAGAGUGAGGAGCAUCUAAAUACAGAGGUACUUCCAAAGAAAGAAGAACGUCCUAAGAGAAAGGAGCCAUCAAAGACAGAAGAAUAUACAGAGGCAGGCCAACUUUCAAAGAAAGAUGAAAUUUCAAAGACAGGAGAGCUUCCUAAGACAGAAAAAUCUCUGAAAAAAGAGGAACCUCCAAAGACAGAUGAACCUCCUAAAACAGACAAACCUUCUAAGAGUGAGGAGUAUCUAAAUAAAGAGGAACUUCCAAAGAAAGAAGAACGUCCUAAGAGAGAGGAGCCAUCAAAUACAGAUGAAUCAGAAGCAGACCAACUUUCAAAGAGAGGAGAACCUUCUCAAACAGAAAAAUUUCUGAAAACAGAGGAACCUCCACAGAAAGAGGAACCUCCUAAGAUAGAUAAACCGUCUAAGAAGGUACUUCCAAAGAAAGAAGAACUUCCUAAGAGAGAGGAGCCAUCAAAGACUGAUGAAUCAGAGGCAGGCCAACAAUCAAAGAAAGAUGAACUUUCAAAGACAGGAGGACCCUCUAAGACAGAAGAAUCUCUGAAAACAGAGGAACCAAAUAAGAAAGAGGAACCUCCUAAGCCAGACAAACAUCCUAAGAGCGAGGAGCAUCUAAAUAUAGAGGUACCUCCAAAGAAAGAAGAACUUUUUGAGAGAGAGGAGCCAUUAAAGGCAGAUGAAUCAGAGGCACGCCAACUAUCAAAGAAAGAUGAACUUUCAAAGACAAGAGAACCUUCUAAGAUAGAAGAAUCUCUGAAAACAGAGGAAUCACCAAAGAAAGAGGAACAUCCUGAGACAGACAAACAUUUUAAGAGUGAGGAGUAUCUAAAAACAGAUGUACCUCCAAAGAAAGAAGAACUUUUUAAGAGAGAGGAGCCAUCAAAAACAGAUGAAUCUUCAGAGGCAGGCCAACUUUCAAAGAAAGAUGUACUUUCAAAGAAAGGAGAACCUAUUAAGACAAAAGAAUCUCUAAAAACAGAGGAAUCUCUGAAAACAGAGGAAUCAACAAAGAAAGAGGAACCUCCUGAGACAGAUAAACCUUCUAAGAGUGAGGAGCAUCUAAAAACAGAUGUACCUCCAAAGAAAGAACUUCCUGAGUUAAAGGAGCAAUCAAAGACAAAUGAAUCUUCAGAGGCAGGCCAACUUUCAAAGAAAGAUGAACUUUCAAAGACAGGAGAACCUUCUAAGGCAGAAAAAUAUCUGAAAACAGAGGAACCUCCAAAGAAGGAGGAACCUCCUGAGACUGACAAACCUUCUAAGAGUGAGGAGCAUCUAAUUACAGAGGCCAACUUUCAAAGACAGGAGAACCUUCUAAGACAGAAGAACCUCUGAAAACAGUGGAACCUACAAUGAAAGAGCAACCUUCUAAGAGAGACAAACCUUCUAAGAAGGAACCUCUAA
This is a messenger RNA of Carassius gibelio (silver crucian carp), 2382 nucleotides long. Its product is annotated as neurofilament heavy polypeptide-like. The transcript is spliced from 7 exons. NCBI's taxonomy places the organism in Eukaryota, Metazoa, Chordata, Actinopteri, Cypriniformes, Cyprinidae. The record is from RefSeq and is a predicted model, not a curated record.